Molecule: messenger RNA, 1238 nt
Organism: Cucumis melo (muskmelon)
Lineage: Eukaryota; Viridiplantae; Streptophyta; Magnoliopsida; Cucurbitales; Cucurbitaceae
Exons: 2
Coding region: 215-778 (187 amino acids)
Source: RefSeq, a predicted model, not a curated record
AAUGCCGUAAACUUCAUAAAAAGCCGUGCCCGGUUAUGGCUUCUUUAAAUUCCGACGAUGAUGAAGAAGAUGAAGAACAAACCCCCCCGAUUCAUUGAACUUCCCACUUCAGUCGCUCCUAGAAACAGCAAUUUAUCAAUGAAACCCACAAACCCCAUUACCAAUUUCAGAUAGAUUAAGGAUUUCUCGAGUUCAUUGUUGAGGUUACAAUUGAAUGCUUUUGGAGUUUGGUUCUGCUAUGGAAACAUUGGUGAUUGUAGAACAGUACAGAGAUGAGUUUUGUUAUCGGGUCAAACCUUUAGAAUCGAGUCGAUUUGGGAAUGUGACGAUUAAAGAUCAUAAUCGAUUGAGAUUUCGCCCUACCCCAUUGGAGAUUUCUUCAAUUCCUGUUUAUUAUUUUUCUUCCCCCAAAACACCACCCCCUUUUGCUCCGAUUCCGAUUAAUGGAAAAAUUUGUGUUGACGAGAGCAUUGAUUUUGAUGAACAUUGCUGUUAUAAGAGACUAUCUUUUCCUGAGCUUUGGGCUGGACCAACUUACUCAAAUUCACCCCCUGCAAGUUCAUUGCCAAUCCCCAAAUUUUCAAUCCGAGGAAAUAGAACAGUAUCACUCGAAUCACCCACAAAUUCAGUUGAAAAAGUUCACCAAAUUGUGAAAUCUGCACCACCAUCCCCAACUAGGGGCAAUACUCAUCCUUCUUCAAGAGAGCCAUGUCAUUGUGCUGAUUCUGCUACAAGAACACUUAGACGAAUCCUUAACCUUGAUGUUAACUCUGAGUGAGUGAUGUUUUUAGUGAGUAUCAAGCUCACUUGUGUGUUCUGAUGUGGCGGGGGGGUGGGGAGGCGGUUUAGUGUAUGUCUGUAAAAAUAUAAUGAAAAAUCAUGGUUGAUAUGGGUAGGAUUUAGAAUUUUGAUUCUCCUUUGUAGUUUUUGAGAAGUGGGAUUUGUAGCUGAUGGUUAAUAUUCUCAGUUUUAUUCGAUCUCAAGCGUCUUAAAGCCUGCGUAUGGUUGCUUAGAUAUGGAGGUUGAUUCAAGCACAGAACAAGAGUAAAGCAGCAAGGAAUCCACCUGUACCUUAAACUUGUUAGAAAAAGAAGAUAGAGAGAAAAAGAGAAUGUAAAUUCUGUACUCUUAUCUUCUCACUUAUUCUUCUUGUUCAUCAUACAACUUUAGAGCUCUGAUAUAGGCUUGUAAACUUAGAUACUACUACUCAAAACGAAAUGAAAUGUAGCUUGCAAGAA